CAUAAUAACCCGGCACACAGUCACUGAAGUACGGCAGCCUGCUGGAGCUCUCUGCGGCUCUGAGAGUCACUGACCUGCUCGGACUGAGAGGAAAGUUAGAGGGAAAACCUCCUGGAGAUCUACCUGCUGCUACAGGAGGCUCUGAAGGGGAACCACCUGCCCGGAGGCGACAGUAGGACCCCACGUCCACCUGGAUUAACAUGUAGAGCCCACGUGAAUGAACGCCAGUGGUAGAAACUCAAGAAAGGAGGGAAAAAAUCUCUUUUUCCACUUAAGUCAAGAAAAUCUCCUUUUUAACACCCUUGCAGACAAAACUGGUGCGAUUUUUUCGUCUAAGGAGGAUUAAAAACAGAAGAGUUUGGAUGUGAGAUCUGAGAGCGAGAAAGAGUUGGUCAACAUUGUCAAAGAAAAAGCAGAGGAGAGAGAGAGAGAGAGAGAGACAUAUGGAUGUUAUUGGGGCUGAGAUCCGAGUGUUGGAGCCUGCAGCUGGGAUGCACUGCGCAUCUGCGCCGCGACGUUUCUCACCAUGAUACUGAAACAAAGCUGCACCUGACCACCAGUAAUACCUGAAGCCAAUCCAGCAGGAUCCACCAUGGCCUCUUUACUGACGAGGAAGCUGAGUCUGUUCCCGGCCCUGACCUUUGUCCUGCUGCUGGUCGCUCCUGUCGGCCUGUCGUCCUCUCAGAGUUCCUGGAUUUCUGCCUGGGGUCCAUCUGGUGAGGCGUCAUCAUCAGGUCGUCUGACCAGAGCUCGACGGCAGCUGCACUAUAGGAACGAGUGGGCGACGUGGAGCGGCUGGUCCGUGUGCUCACGGAGCUGUGGGAGUGGAGCCUCUGUGAGGACACGCACCUGUAUCACCAGAAACCCAGUGGGUGGACCGUGUGCUGGAGAUCCCCGACAAUACAAGAUCUGCAACACCAAGGAGUGUCCAUCUAACUCAGAGGACUUCAGAGAGAUGCAGUGUGCUGCCUUCAAUGACCGCCCACUUGUGGCUGGAACCUCCUUUAAAUGGACAACCUUUCAUGGAGGCUCUAACCCAUGCGAACUGAGCUGCCUGGCCCUGGGUCACAACUUCUACUACAACUUUGGCCGAGUGCUUGACGGCACGGCCUGUGACAAGGAGCCUGGAGCAGUCUGUGUCAACGGACGCUGCCUGAAGCCCGGUUGUGACUCCAUCUUGGGUUCGAAGCAGCAGGAGGACGCCUGCAUGGUGUGUGGAGGACAAAACACCACCUGUCUGCACCACAAGAGCGUGUACCAGAGCAACGGGCUGGAAGCAGCUGGACCUUUUGGAUACAACGAAGUGGCCAUGAUCCCGGCUGGAGCCACUCACAUCCGAGUCACAGACAACAGCCGGAGCUAUCUGGCCCUCCAGAAUGGUCGCUCUCAGUUCGUCAUUAAUGGUAACUGGAAGAUCAGCAUUCCAGGAGAAUACAGCGUAGCGGGAACGAAGCUGCUAUACAGACGCUCUGCAGACACUUGGGAGAGCUUUGAGGUACCUGGGCCGACUAAGGAGGACCUCCAUCUGAUGGUGCUGGCCACAGACAGAAACACCGGGAUCGAGUACGAGUACUGGCUGCCUCCGGACCAGUAUGCUCUGUACCAUGGGAGGAGGAGUCCGCUACGUCAGGCUCACCACACGGCCAACUACCUCCCUUGGGAUCAACCACCCACUGCAACCACCCCCACACCCACUACAACCAGCACCCGACCCCCUGUUGUCAGCACCUGGCCACCCUGGUAUAUCAGGCCUGUGAAGCCUCCACGCAGAUCUCCUCAUCACAGCCGGCACCCACGGCCUCAUCAGCCCGUCCUGCCUCGCCUGGAGCGCGAGGAUAACCACAGAAACCUGCUUCCUCAGCCCUCACCUGGAAAGCAUUGUGGAAAAUGUCCACGAGUUAAAGGACGGAGGGAGCGUCAGAGACAGUACUGCCAGAAAGACUUUGUUUUCCGCGGUAAGGUCCUGGGGAAACUGUACCGAGGCGAGGAGACGCGCUAUGAUGUCCAGAUCAUCCACACGUACAGAAACAGCUACCGCCUGGAGCACCGGGAGUUCCUGUGGGUCCCCAACGUGUGUGACUGCCCCCACCUGGAGGAGGGCCGGCAGUACAUCCUGAUGGUUCGCCGCCACAUUAACUAUGAGCACACGCUGAACCGCAUCCUACUUGAGGAGAACAGCUACGUUGUGCCAUACAGACCCAGAGAGGACGAGCUGCUGCGACCGCUCGAAAGACUCUGCAGCAACCGAGGGCCAAGACAGCGAGCAGACCUGAGGGGCUGAGAGACAAAAUAUGUGUGGGUCAGAGAUUAAAGCUCUCACCAGGGCUUUAUCUACCCACAGAGUUUCUUUUCUGAUAAAUUCCAGUGAGGCAGAACUUCAGAAAAUAUCUGGAUCAUGGAAAGACGGUUUCAGCCUCAUUUUGAACCAAAAAGACUCGACGUUUAUUUAAAAGCCAGAGCAGCUGACUGUACCAUAGAGAGCACUUUAGGUGGAGCUCCUGCUCACCUUUAAACACAUACCAAAGAGAAGAACAUGGACUGAAAUGACCUUUUUGUUGUUGAUGUUUUUACACUCCUGUAAUGUAUGUAAUUGUGUAUUUUUGUGUGUUUGAACUAAAAGGAAAAAUCCAUCUCAGAACUUCCAGGCAGAUAUUUCCAUCCCAUUAAACCCUUCAGCUUACUCUGUCAGAUUAACCACAAAGGUUAACGAUACAGCUCAUCAUAUCUGUCCAAUUAAAGUAAGACAGACAUAUAAGCAUGUAAAUACCAUGAUUUGUGGUAGAAGGAACAGUUCUACAAAACAUUCUGCUGCACUGAAGGUUUCCAAGAGCACAGUGGCCUUCACAGUUCUCAAGUGGAAGAAGUUUGGCACAACUAGGACUCUUCCUAGAGUUGGUCUUCUGGCCAAACUGAGCAGUCGGGGGGAGAAGGGCCUUAGUAAGAGAGGUGGCCGAAAAACCUGAUGGUCCAGCUCCAGAGAUCCUGAGUGGGGAUGGGACAAUGUUCCAGAAGGACAACUAUCACUGCAGCCCUGUGCACUGAGGAGAGGCUUCCAUCUAGCCACUCUGCCAUAAAGCCCAGAUCAGUGGAGUGCAGCAGUGAUAAUUGUCCCUCCUGAAAGAAAACCAUCACUGCAGCCCUCCAUGGGUCUGGGCUUUAUGGCAAAGUGGCAAGACAGAAGCCUCUCCUCAGUGAAAAAACACAUGAAAGCAUAUUUGGAGUUUGCAAAAAACUCCAUGUGAAAACCAUUCAUACAUGACACGUGUUACUGGAGGACACUACUAGUGGAUAUGCAAGAGUUCAGCUGUUAUACUACCUGAUGUGAGGGAUGUAAACUACAAACAUGUAAACACCCAAGGAGGUUACUAUGAUAUUAAUUCUGAGAUCAGAACCAAAAUAAUAUAAACAUCAAAAAUCGGUAGUAUCAUCAGAUCAGCUCAGACUGAAGACAGCUGGUCAGAGAACACUGUCUGAACUUGUUUCUACAACGUUGCCCUCCGCUUAUAGUCCUGGUGUCUUGGUUUAAUUAGUUAUCGUGUUAACUGGUGACCUUCGAUCUUCGUUACAGCAGCUGAUGAAAACAGAAAGAAUCUCUCUAUUUAGGUUUUCAUUUUAACGUCAGUCUGUCCUCACUAGACAUGUAUUUAUUAAAAACUGAAACUUAUAACACAGUUGUUUUCACGUACACUUGUUAAAGUGUACGUGAAA
Cheilinus undulatus (humphead wrasse) is the source of this 3708-nucleotide messenger RNA. It is a transcript of the gene adamtsl5, whose product is annotated as ADAMTS like 5. Gene Ontology annotation, biological process: extracellular matrix organization. Gene Ontology annotation, cellular component: extracellular matrix. The record is from RefSeq and is a predicted model, not a curated record. Bases 593 to 2281 code for a protein of 562 amino acids. NCBI's taxonomy places the organism in Eukaryota, Metazoa, Chordata, Actinopteri, Labriformes, Labridae. The transcript is spliced from 13 exons. Gene Ontology annotation, molecular function: protein binding; metalloendopeptidase activity.